Molecule: messenger RNA, 1380 nt
Organism: Hyaena hyaena (striped hyena)
Lineage: Eukaryota; Metazoa; Chordata; Mammalia; Carnivora; Hyaenidae
Gene: RAB29
Product: RAB29, member RAS oncogene family
Exons: 6
Coding region: 154-765 (203 amino acids)
Biological process (GO): vesicle-mediated transport
Cellular component (GO): trans-Golgi network; Golgi apparatus; vesicle
Molecular function (GO): GTP binding; GTPase activity
Source: RefSeq, a predicted model, not a curated record
ACCGCGCCGCCCUCGGCGGUUCGGGGGCCCCGCAGCCUAAGUCCGCUCCAGCGGGCGGUCUUCACUUUGAGGGGGUCCGGAGCCGAAGGAGUUAAAACAAGCGACGCCCCCCACCCCACUGGCCGCCUCCCUCACCAGUCCAGCCCGCCGGCCAUGGGCGGACGCGAUCACCUGUUCAAAGUGCUGGUGGUGGGGGACGCCGCGGUGGGCAAGACGUCCCUGGUGCAGCGAUACUCCCAGGACAGCUUCAGCAAGCACUACAAGUCCACGGUGGGAGUGGAUUUUGCUCUGAAGGUCCUCCAGUGGUCUGACUCCGAGGUGGUGCGGCUCCAGCUGUGGGAUAUUGCAGGGCAGGAGCGCUUCACCUCCAUGACACGACUAUACUAUCGGGAUGCCUCCGCCUGUGUUAUUAUGUUUGAUGUUACCAACGCCACGACCUUCACCAACAGCCAGAGAUGGAAACAGGACUUGGACAGCAAGCUCACACUACCUAAUGGAGAGCCCGUGCCCUGCCUGCUCUUGGCCAACAAAUGUGAUCUGUCCCCUUGGGCAGUGAGCCGAGACCAAGUGGACCGGUUCAGUAAAGAGAAUGGCUUCACAGGUUGGACAGAAACAUCAGUCAAGGAGAACAAAAAUAUUAACGAGGCCAUGAGAGUCCUCAUUGAAAAGAUGAUGAGCAAUUCCAGAGAAGAUAUGUCUUUGUCCACCCAAGGGGACUAUAUCAAUCUGCAGACCAAGCCCUCCUCCAGCUGGGCGUGCUGCUAGCAGUUUGGGGCUUGUUUUCCCUCCCGAUGUCAGGAGGUCUUUUCAUCUCUUUCCUUUGGCUGCCCACCCAGCAAUCUCCUGUACACGUGACCCAUCUCCUGCUGGCUGUCCUGAAAGAGCCAUCCUCACUGAGGGAAGUCUGGGACUCCAGUGCAUUUCUGCAUCCCUCACAGGUGGGCUACUCGCAGCUGUGGCUCAGUACCUUCUGUAUAAGAAAGAUCAUCUUUCUUUGUGAUCUGGGAUUUUGUGGGAAGCAUUGGAAAUCCGCACCUGUGAUCAGAAUUCCCACCCGUUUUUGGCGUCCAUUUUUCCAUUUGAUGUAUGUUGAUAUCUCAACCCGGUAGGACUUCAGAUUGCGAGAACAAGAGCAAAGGGCAUUUCCCAAAUGCCCUAUAGGUUGUCGCUGUCAGAUUCUUCCUGUCUUGGACUUUGACUUUGAACCUCUGAUUCCAGGAUGCACAGGAGUGUGGCUGGAUAUCCAUGGGUUUGGGGCCACAGGAGAUAAUGGAAAAGUCACUGUAUUUUUGAAGCUUCUAAAGUCAUAAUUGGCUUUAUCUUAUCUUGGCUGCAAGAGUAUUCAAGCUUAUAAACUACUUAUUAUGAGUGAAGAGAGCA